AUGCUCAAUCAGCUAGUGUUUGCAAGUUGGAGCACAGAUUGCUUUACAUCGUCUACGUUUAACACGACCCCGACCGUUCCUCCUUCCUUCCUCCCUUCCCCAUUCCGCCCCUCCUCCGCACCUUGCACGCCGCUACGAGGCGUGCGGCACGGCCAUAAAGAACCUCUUCUCAUACGUGUCAUAAACCUCGACGCUGACCGCGCACGCCCAGCCAAGCCUCCUCAAAAACUGGUGCUCUAA
Messenger RNA from Chondrus crispus (carragheen), 240 nucleotides. RefSeq lists its product as hypothetical. NCBI's taxonomy places the organism in Eukaryota, Rhodophyta, Florideophyceae, Gigartinales, Gigartinaceae. The coding region runs from base 1 to 240 and encodes 79 amino acids. The record is from RefSeq and is a predicted model, not a curated record. The transcript has a single exon.